AUGCCACUUCUUCGUAAUGGUAUCAAACUAGAUGGUUCAGUACAUGAAAUGACAUAUAAAGAUGACAAAGAUAUAAAAAGGCCUAAAGGAAUUAAACGAGUACUUGAAGAAUCUGAGACAAAACGUUAUGCAAGACUUGAUUAUAAUUACACUUUUAAAGACCUCAAAAAAGCUGUUCCAAAAGCAUUAGACUCUGUUAAUUUAAUAAAGAUUCAUUGGUUUGCUUACUGUUCUGCAUGCUUUAUGAGUGUUUAUGAACUUGGACUUUCUAGAAAGACUGCUGUCAAUGCAGUAAAAAAAUAUCAUUCUCAUCGUCGAAUUCUAGAAAAAGUUCUUAAAGAAUUUAUUUAUGACUAA
Molecule: messenger RNA, 357 nt
Organism: Scutellospora calospora
Lineage: Eukaryota; Fungi; Glomeromycota; Glomeromycetes; Diversisporales; Gigasporaceae
Source: the annotation of a GenBank genome assembly